Molecule: messenger RNA, 4625 nt
Organism: Epinephelus fuscoguttatus (brown-marbled grouper)
Lineage: Eukaryota; Metazoa; Chordata; Actinopteri; Perciformes; Serranidae
Gene: hdac6
Product: histone deacetylase 6
Exons: 29
Biological process (GO): chromatin organization
Cellular component (GO): histone deacetylase complex
Molecular function (GO): histone deacetylase activity; zinc ion binding
Source: RefSeq, a predicted model, not a curated record
AUGCGCCAACGCCCCGAUGACGUCGCUCGGGCGCGACGUUGUUGGCGUUCAGUUGGCGCUCAGAGACAAACAGAGGAAGGAGCAGCAGCUGCGGUGGAUCAGAGAUGCCGUCCGGAUCAGACUCCUCAGGAUCUGGACUGAAGUCAGUCAGACGAUCUCCUCGUCUGUCUCCUCAGAGCAGCAACAGCAGCAGCAGUAAAGGAAAGGAGGAGAGGAAAGGAGGAGGCGCUCUGCAGGAGGCGAAAAGGAGAGGGAGGAUGGAGAGGAGCAGAGAGGAGGACGAGGAGCUGAGCGAUAAACUGCAGACGCUGGAUCUGAGCAGCAGGUCAGCGGUCAGUGGAACAGGUCUGGUUUACUCUGAGAUCUUCACUCAUCAUAAGAACCUGUGGGACGACAGUCAUCCAGAAUGUCCCGACAGAGUGACGUCCAUCAUGGAGGAGCUGAAGAGACAGGAGCUGCUGUCGCACUGCAUCAGAGUGGAGCCCCGAGAGGCCUCAGAGGACGAACUGCUGCUGGCUCACAGGAAGGAUUAUGUGGAAUUGAUGAAGUCGACUCAGACGAUGACAGAAAGUGAACUUCAGACUCUGUCUGAGAAAUACGACUCUGUUUACCUCCAUCCUGAGUCCUUCCAGGUGAGUGUGUUAGCGGUGGGUUCAGUCCUCCAGCUGGUCGAUCAGGUGAUGACCUCUGACCUCAGGAAUGGAUUCGCUGUCAUCAGACCUCCAGGUCAUCACGCUCAGUCAAAUGAGGCAAACGGUUACUCUGUUUUCAACAACGUGGCAAUCGCAGCUCGAUACGCUCAGACCAGACACUCAAUCAGCAGGGUGUUAAUAGUGGACUGGGAUGUUCAUCACGGUCAGGGCAUCCAGUACCAGUUCCAGGAGGACCCCAGUGUGCUGUACUUCAGUGUCCACAGGUAUGAGCAGGGGUCUUUCUGGCCUCACCUGUCUGAGUCUGACAGUCAGUUCAUCGGCAGUGGACGAGCUGAAGGCAGAAACAUCAACCUGCCCUGGAACAAGACGGGGAUGACAGACGCUCUUUACAUCAUUAUAUAAAUAUAUGUGUGCGUUCAGUUUCAGCCCCAGCUGGUUCUGGUCUCAGCUGGAUUUGAUGCUGCAGUUGGAGAUCUGAAGGGGGAGAUGUGUGUGAGUCCUCAGUGUUUCCAUGUUCUGACUCACAUGCUGAUGAGUUUGGCUGAAGGUCGACUCGUUCUGGCUCUCGAGGGAGGUUAUAACCUGCAGUUGACAGCAGAGGGCGCUGCAGCCUGUAUCAGAGCUCUGCUGGGAGGAGCCUGUCCUCCUCUGACCCCGCCCACCGCUCCGUCUGACAGCGCCCUGCAGUCGAUCUCUCAGACCGUCUCAGCUCUGUAUCCACACUGGGCCUCUCUGCAGACGCUGGAAGGCGGCCCGUUUGCUGAGGGGCGUGUCAUCAGAGCAACGACCAAUAAGCACAGCACAAAGCAGACUGACCACGCCCCCUCCGUUACCACGACAACAGGUCUGGUUUAUGAUGAGAGUAUGAUGGAGCACCUGAACAUGUGGGACAGACAUCAUCCUGAACAGCCUCAGAGAAUCUUCAAAAUCUUCUCCAAACAUCAGCAGCUGGGAUUGGUCGACCGUUGCCAACGGAUACCAGCUCGCUUAGCGACAGAGGAGGAGUUGUCCAGGUGUCACAGUGUGCAGCACAUUGAGCAGAUGAAGGCCACAGCAGCGAUGAAGCCCAGAGAUCUGUACAAACUAGGAAACGAGUUUAACUCCAUCUACAUCAACAACCAGAGCUUCCAGUCUGCCCUGCUGGCUGCUGGGAGCUGUUUCACUGCAGUGGAGAGGAUCCUCACAGGACAGGUGAGUAACGGCGUGGCGAUCGUGCGUCCUCCUGGUCAUCACGCAGAGAAAGAUUUUCCGUGUGGUUUCUGUUUCUUCAACACGGCGGCGCUCACUGCUCGCCACGCCCAGAAAAUCUCCCACGAUGCACCACUGCGAGUCCUUAUCCUGGACUGGGAUGUUCACCAUGGCAACGGGACGCAGCACAUGUUUGAGGACGAUGACAGUGUCCUGUACAUCUCCCUCCAUCGCUACGACAACGGGAUGUUCUUCCCGUCUUCGAUAGAUGCUGCCCCUGACAGAGUGGGCGUGUCCAAGGGGGCAGGGUUUAACGUGAAUGUGGCAUGGAGUGGCGGGCGGAUGGGUGACUCCGACUACCUGGCAGCCUUUCACCGGGUUGUCAUGCCGAUCGCAACUGAGUUUAAUCCCGGCCUGGUUCUGGUGUCGGCCGGGUUCGAUGCAGCUCGGGGGGAUCCGCUGGGUGGAUAUCAUGUGACCCCAGAGGGAUACGCCCACCUCACACACCUGCUGAUGUCACUGGCGGGGGGGCGGGUCCUACUCAUAUUGGAGGGAGGUUAUAACUUGACGUCCAUCUCUGACUCCAUGGCGAUGUGCACCAGCGUGUUGCUAGGAGACCCCCCUCCCUCCUUGGUGUCGCCCCUCCCCCCUCCACAUCACUGUGCCGUGACAGCGAUCAACGAGGUCAUCCGACACCACGCCCCCUACUGGAGUUCGCUGAGGAUACACAUCCCAGAGUCUGUGCGGACGUCCCUACCUGCCCUGAAGCAUCGUGGGAAACGUAGUUCUAAAGGACAUGGAAGGAAGUCAGAGCAGAGCAGCGCAGACAAACCACCGCUGCCCCCUGCAGGAUCGGAGGAACUAUCAACGGAGGGUGGUCUGGAGCAGCUCACUCAGGGGUUGGCCAGUUUGGACAUCACUGAAACCUCAGCCAAUAACCCUCCUGCUACGUCCACCCCCGUGGGCGGGGCCAGACCAAAGGUUCGCCCCAGCUCGGAGAAGGUCACCUGUGAAGGUGAAGUGAAGGCGGAGUCUUGUGACGUGACACCUGAGCAGAGCCAAUCAGCAACAAGUACCCAGCCUCAGGCUGUUGCCGUGGCAGCAUCAGAGUCGGUUGCCUCCGGAGACAAGGCUGCUGAUGGAGCGGGGGCAGAGCCAGAGACAGAGGGAGCGUGUGGUUGGUCGAAGCCUGAGACGUCUCUGGAGUUGAUUUCUGGAGGACAGACGGACACUCUGUUUGUGGUGGACCCUCUGCCCUGGUGUCCUCACCUGGAUGCUGUGAAGCCCCUCCCCCCCUCAGGUAUCGACAUCUUCCAGCCGUGUCAGGACUGCGGCUCUGACGCUGAGAACUGGACCUGUCUCACCUGCUACCAGGUGUUGUGUGGUCGUUACGUUAAUGAGCACAUGGUGAAUCACGGUGUUGUUUCUGAACAUCCGCUGGUGCUGAGCUUCAGUGACCUGUCGGUGUGGUGCUACCUGUGUGAGGCCUACAUACACAACCAGAUUCUGUUUGAAGCUAAAAACGCUGCUCACUGCGCCAAGUUUGGAGAAGAGAUCCCUCCAUGGAGCUGAGAGGAGGAAGAGGAGGAGGAGGAGGAGGGUGGUGUAAAAAACUGACACUGUUCCUGUCUCUCUCCCUUUGGUGUGAUUGGGCUGUUGCAUUGCCAUGGAUACAGCACACCAGCAGUGGUGCUUUGUGGGAAAUGUAGCAACGUCUGCGGAGUCUUACAGCUGCCAAAAAAAACAAACAAACGAAGUGUUUUUAUUUUUUUAAAUCCAGAUUGGUGCUGAUCAUCUUCAUCAUCUCUAUCAUCAUCAUCAUCAGCAGGUCGUUGGUUCAGUUCCUGAAAAUGUGACGAAUCACCAGCAGACUCUGGGUGCUUUUAUUCUGAAAAAAUACUGAGCAGAAAGGAGUAGGAAUGAUGUCAUCAGGAGGUCACGCCCACAAACAGCUGCUCAGUAACAACAAAAAAUUGCAGUUCUAUUUUCAUUUAUUAACUACAGGAAGUUUAAACUGAGAUCAGCCGGAGGAGAAAAAUAAAAGUUCAGUAAAAUAUAUAAUCAGAACAGGGAGUGAGAAGAUAAACGCUUGUAGAAACAGACGAGUUGUCUGCGUCAUUUGAAAUCUUUUGUGUCUGUAAAUCACUUAAACGUUUCAGAAGAUGCCUGAAAAACAAGGUGUUUAUUUCGCUCGUUGUAAAAGGCAAAAACACCAAAAAACAACUGGAUGAGGAGACGAGUCAGAGUUUGUGUCCAUGAACGCAUCACGUCGUUCCGACUGGUUUAAAAACAAAGAAUAAAACAGGAAGUUUGUUUCAGACAGAAAAAACAUAGAUGAAAAGUUUUAAUAACCAGUUUCUGUUGAAGACGAGAGAUUUUGAAAUGUCCAGAUAAUUUUUACUUUUUAAUUUUCAGUUUUCUUUUGAACAGAAGACGUCCUCACUUCAGGAGCGUUUGAUUUUUACACCUAAGGAACAUUAUUUUAUUGAAAACAGAGUUGUGUCAGUGUGUAGCUGCAGACUGAGAGUUUAAUUAUCAGGUCUGCGCUUUAAUUUGAAAAGUCUGAACAUUUAGUUUCCUGUCAGCGAAGUUCAACAUAUGAAGACGUUCAAUCUUUAAAGCUGCGGACGGAAAUAUACAAGAGUCAGAAGGUCCUGUGUCUGAGGUGCGUUUGAUUUAAAGACUGAGGGACGGUGAAGGCAGUGUUAAGGUGGAGACAACAGGAGUUUUGUGUGUUGUGCAAUAUUUGUGUUUGUAAAUGUUUUAUUAAAAUGUUUGUAUGUA